AUGGCUGCACGGCUGAUCUACAGAGAGAUACGAAGGACCGGUGGCUGGCUUUUCCCUUGCUCUAACUCUAUGGCCAGAGUCUGCUCCAGAGGGGCUGGAAGCCUGUCCUCUGCCUCCCAGGACAAACCUCGGACAGUGGAGGACCUCCCACAGACCAGCUUAUUGGAGCUACUUUACAGUUUGGUGUUUCAUGGUUUCUUCAACCGUUGGCAUGAGCUACAGAUCUAUCAUAAGCAGCGAUAUGGGCCCAUAUACAGAAACGCAGAAAAGAGUGUGUGCGUGAACACUCCAAAGCUACUGGAAGAAGUCCUGAGGAACGAUGAGAAGUUCCCUUCUCGAGGAGAACUCGCCCCGUGGAAAGAGUAUCGUGAAAUGGGAGGCUUCGGCUAUGGGCCUUUCACAGAGGAGGGGGAGAGGUGGUACAACCUGAGGGUGGUUCUGAACAAGCGCAUGCUUCAUCCAAAGGACUCUGCCUGCUUUGAUGGUGUUCUCAAUGAUGUGGUUACAGACUUCAUCAAGAGGAUCUACUACCUGCGCCAGAGCAGCCCUACAGGAGAUUUGGUGACCGAUGUGGCCAAUGAGUUCUAUUUUUUCUCACUAGAAGGUAUUUCCUCCAUACUGUUUGAGACGAGGCUUGGCUGUCUGGAGAAGGAAAUCCCUGCAGGCACACAAGACUUCAUCGACUCCAUAGCUCAGAUGUUCUCCAACAACAUGGCUGCGUUUAUGAUGCCCAAGUGGAGCCGCCCCCUGCUGCCCUACUGGGGGCGCUACAUUGCAGGCUGGGAGGGCAUCUUCAGCUUCGGUAAACAGUUGAUCGACAAGAAGCUGGAGCUUAUUCAGCAGCGUGUGGAAAGCAACCAGGAGGUGCAGGGCGAAUACCUAACAUACCUCCUCUCCAACACUCAGAUGGGUCUUGGAGAUGUGUACGGCAGCGUCACUGAGCUUCUUUUAGCUGGAGUAGAUACGACCUCCAACACACUCACAUGGACUCUGCACCUGCUUUCCAAGAACCCUGAAACCCAGGCCAGACUUUAUGAAGAGGUGUCCACGUUGGGGCCAGCAGACCGGAUCCCCUCGGCCACAGAAGUCACUCGGAUGCCGUAUUUAAGGGCUGUUAUCAAGGAAUCACUGAGGAUGUACCCUGUGGUUCCUGUGAACGCAAGGAUCAUGCUGGAAAGAAGCGUUUCUAUUGGAGGAUAUCAACUUCCAAAGAAUACCUCUUUCACGCUUUGUCUCUACGCCAUAAGUCACGAUGAGGACACAUUCUCCGAGCCGUUCACCUUUAGGCCAGAGAGGUGGCUCCGGGACGGUCGUGAGAGGCCCAACGCCUUCGCCUCCAUCCCCUUCGGCUUCGGAGUGAGAGGCUGUGUCGGGCGGCGGAUUGCUGAGCUGGAGAUGUAUCUGCUGCUGUUUCGGGUUAUCCGGCAGUUUGAAGUCAGACCAGACCCAACGAUGGACGAGUUGAAAAGCAUCCACCGUACUGUUCUGGUGCCAGACAAACCACUGAGCCUGUACUUUGUGGACAGAAGACGUGAAAAUACAACUUGAUUUUUAUCUACAGGAGAUUUGUUUAAAUGCAAACUGUGAAUUCAUGGUUUGAUCAUUUUCUACAACACUUUCCCAAAGAUGUGAUGGUGAAAUCAACUCCAGCCUCGUUGCUAUUCAUUUCAUAGCAAAUUCAAUUUACUAAAUGUCUCCCCACAUGGUUUAACUUAGUGCAGCACAAUGAAGCCUUGUAUCUUUGGUAUGCAUCGCUAAAACGUACAUUGUUGCGCUUAUAUAAAGAUAUUGUGGGCUCACAGGGCAUCCCUGACCAUUCCUAGACUCAGACAUUGGUACUAAUUUAUGUAUAAAGUCAUUCUUGGUGAAUCAUUCUGAUGCUUUUAAUGUAUAUCUCUAUGUUAACUUGUUAUAUUUUUGUUUUGCCUGUAACUUUUUUUUAUGCUGCUGUCUUGCACAAUAUGCACACAAUCUGUUCUUCUCUCUGUAUGUAAGAACAAAUUAAUGGAUUCUUCUUUUAACAAAAGACAAAUUUGUGAAACUAUGCAACAACUCCUCUAACAUAGAUGGGAUGCAUCAGUUAAAAGAGGUCUCAGAGGUGAAAUAAGACAAAGACAAAUAUU
Molecule: messenger RNA, 2123 nt
Organism: Centropristis striata (black sea bass)
Lineage: Eukaryota; Metazoa; Chordata; Actinopteri; Perciformes; Serranidae
Product: sterol 26-hydroxylase, mitochondrial
Exons: 9
Coding region: 1-1548 (515 amino acids)
Biological process (GO): cholesterol metabolic process; cellular response to peptide hormone stimulus; glucocorticoid biosynthetic process
Cellular component (GO): mitochondrial inner membrane
Molecular function (GO): iron ion binding; oxidoreductase activity, acting on paired donors, with incorporation or reduction of molecular oxygen; monooxygenase activity
Source: RefSeq, a predicted model, not a curated record